AGGUAGCCGCAAAGAAUGCCGCCCUAUGUUCCAUUUUUUCUCGCAUUCGUACAGUCUGAUUGGAUAAAAACCGUGAAGGACAAGUUAAUUCGUUCAUCACUCUCAUCUCCCGGAAAAAAAUCCACCUUUCACGAAAAAUUUGGAACAGGCGCGGCCCGAUGUAGACCGGUGAUUGUGGAGGGCUUUCAUUGCUCUUUUCCCUGUGUGUUUUGAACAUGGAACGAGACGCUAAGGGGAUGUGUCCCUUUGUGGAAGAUAGUUUCAGCCGCUUCUCGUCACAGAGUAACAUAUACGGGUUGUGCCAGGCCGAUGACCAGGACCUGCUCGCGGCAACACUUAAAGGCAAAGUUGUAUGUUUCAAGUAUCAAGAUUUCCGACAAAAAAUACGUCCAGUUGCCAAAGAAGUACAGUUCACCUAUAUCCCAGUUGAUGCAGAGAUCGUGUCUAUUGACUCAUUCAACAAGUCCCCGCCCAACAGAGGCCUGGUUGUUGGGAUCACAUUUAUCAAGGACUCUGGUGAUAAGGCUAGCCCAUUCCUCAACAUCUACUGUGACUAUGAACCGGGGUCAGAAUUCAACCUGGAGUCCAUUGCACAAAGCUGUUUGAACCUGGAGCUACAGUUUACCCCCUUCCAACUCUAUCACACUGAGAUACAGUGUGCUGAUGGCUGCUUUGAAACUGUAUUUCUGCUGAGUGGGCAUGACCAGCGCAUACACCUAUACAAAGAGAAUGCCUCACUGCACCAAUUUGAGGAACACCCAGUGGAGAGACUCUUCCCAGAGCUGCAGGAACUGCCCAGCAAUGUGCUGUGGCUGGAUGUGUUGGGUAUACCUGGUGGUCGGCGGCUCUCUGCAUUUGGCUGUCAGAACGGCUGUGUGGGGCUUGCCCUGGUGGAGCAGACUGGACUUGGAGAAAUCGCAAGCAAAAAAAAACAAGCCACCUUUGAACAGGAGAAAAAAUUAAUCAGGGACAUCACACAAUUAAAGACGUCUCGUCCCAGCUCCACCCACCAUCCUUCAGGAACCCAAGAGCAUCUUACAAAACCAGACAGUGAGAGCUACAAUCUGCUGGUGACCAGCACUCUGGAGGUAGCUGUGGUAUACAGGGAUGUACAAGUGUGUGGGAUGAGCCAGCCAGUCUGCCUCCAGGAAAGUGAUCAGUAUGACUCUGUACUCUGUGCACUUGUCACUGACCUGAACUUCGACGGACACAGAGAGAUUCUACUGGGCACCUAUGGACAGGAGCUGCUGUGCUAUAAAUUCAACCAUUCAGACAGGCGGCAGGGCUUAGGGGCAAAGGAACACUUUGAGCUUCUGUGGAGGCGGAGCUUCAAGAGUCCUCUGCUGUCAAUCACCUACCUGGACCUCACUGGAGAUGGGCUUAGGGAGCUGGCCAUUCUCACUCUCAAGGGGCUGCAUAUACUGCAGCACAGUCUGAGUUGGACUGCUGAUCUGGUCCUUGAGUGCCUGACCAAGAGGCUGACACUGUUGCACAAUGAGCCAGAGACCCAGGCUGCCACUUCUCAGAACAGUGAAGAGUGCACAGAUAAGGCCAGAGACUGCUGGGAUCCAGAGACGAAGGAACAGGACAUCACUGGACUUUAAUUUGUGCCACUUAUUUAUCAGUUUUCUCUUAAUUUCAUUGUUCGCUGUCUGUAGUGUUUCAAGGCAAUCCCCAUGCCAUUUACAACUAUAUUGAAGGAUUUCUUAGUUUUGCUAAUAAUGUGUAACUUAGGCUUGUGUUUAAACAAAACAAAAUAUUAUCUGUACAAUUGUGCAAAGUUAAAUGUUAAACUAUUUUUGUUCUCCUGCUGCAGUUCCUUGGCUGACCACAGGGAAGCAAUGUUGGAUCUGUUUUGUUAAAGCCACUGGCUAAGUAAUGGUGAAGUCUUUUUUCUGAACCUACAGAUUCUGUACAAGUGAUAUGAAACAGGAUAGGAACCGUUUUUAAUGAGAACAAUGUGUGAAAUCUGGGAGAGCAUAAAUAAGAAGCCCAUGUAACAAAAUGAGAAUAAAAACCACAAUUUUAACCAGCA
Molecule: messenger RNA, 2035 nt
Organism: Anguilla rostrata (American eel)
Lineage: Eukaryota; Metazoa; Chordata; Actinopteri; Anguilliformes; Anguillidae
Gene: kptn
Product: kaptin (actin binding protein)
Exons: 12
Coding region: 216-1604 (462 amino acids)
Biological process (GO): negative regulation of TORC1 signaling; cellular response to amino acid starvation; actin filament organization
Cellular component (GO): KICSTOR complex; actin cytoskeleton; lamellipodium
Molecular function (GO): actin filament binding
Source: RefSeq, a predicted model, not a curated record